Molecule: messenger RNA, 1584 nt
Organism: Schistosoma bovis
Lineage: Eukaryota; Metazoa; Platyhelminthes; Trematoda; Strigeidida; Schistosomatidae
Source: the annotation of a GenBank genome assembly
AUGAUUGAGUCGUUAAAAUGUGUCCAGUAUUUCAAAGGAGAUCCUUUAGAUGAGUUAACUUCAUCAUCACCAUGUUUACCUCCUCUACAACCUUCACGAACACACAAGGUGUUCUUUCGUUGUGACAGUAACCCUGUAAAGCCACCUAUACCAUAUCCUGAUGACUAUCAGGAUAAGUGGAACGGAUUGUUUGUUCGUAUGCCAUGUUCUCCUGAAAGCGUUUAUCCGGUUUAUGAAGGUGGUGCUAAUAGCCUUAUUUCUAGAUGGGUCGUGAUUGAAAAGGCAUUGAGAAAUAAGAUAAAAUCUUCUGACGAGUUGAAGGAAGCGAUUCUCUCCUACAACUAUCGUUUCAAAUCCUACUGGAAUUUUAAAACAUUAGAACAAUUAUGUAUGAUGAACCUGAUCCCCGAUGGUGGAAACGAUAAUUUCUUCGGUAACACUCUUUCCGGAAUUUGUUCGUUAGCACUAAAUUUGCCUAUUUUUGUUACAAAACCUAUUCCUUUACUAUCAUGCCGAAAAGAAUGCGCACUUACUUUAAGUCAACUCCAGAUAGCCAGUCUUUUGGCAAAUGCUUUGUUUUGUACAUUUCCUAGACGUAAUUGUCACAGUCAAGAUGCAGAAUAUGUUAAUUUCCCUCAGAUCAAUUUCUCUCAUUUACUGUCAGCAAAAGCCGACAGUAAAUAUAAUACAAGCAGGACACUUCAUGUCAAAAUUGAAAAGCUACGUUGCAUCUUACACUAUUUUCAUCGUGUUCUUCAAAAGUUUCCUACAGGAUCAGUUACAUUUACAAGACGCUGUCUAGGUAAUUUGUCACCAGAUUGGUCGAGGAGCGAAUUAACAUUUGAUCAGUUGCGUUUACAUGUCAAUGCCACAGGAUCAAUUACUGAUGCUGGUCCAAACACCUUACAAGUUGAUUUCGCCAACAGUUAUCUCGGUGGUGGUGUUUUAAAUAGUGGAUGUGUACAAGAAGAAAUUAUGUUUGCUUUACGACCAGAAUUGUUGGUCAGUUGCUUAUUUGUCGAGCGUCUGGGGUUUGAUGAGACACUUAUUAUUGAAGGUGCUGAACAGUAUUCCGUAGGUUCUGGCUAUGCUGAUGAUUUCUGUUGGGCUGGCGAUUUUAUUCAUUCGGAUAGUGGGAUGAAACGCGAUAAGUGGGGGAGAUGGAAUUAUGCAGUAGUAGCAAUGGAUGCUACUAAAUACAGUAAUCCUAUGGAACAGUAUAAUGUCGAGGAAAUGCUAAGAGAAUUAAAUAAGGCAUAUUGUGGGUUUACCGACGAGUUAUUUCCUGAAAGAAAGCUACCUCCAGUUGUAGCUACUGGGAAUUGGGGAUGUGGUGCUUUUAGAGGUGAUGUAGAACUGAAAUGUAUACUUCAAAUGAUGGCAUGCCUUCAAGCUAAAAAGUCACUGGCAUAUUUUACUUUUGGUGAUAAAGGGUUUUGUGAUAGAAUCUAUGCAAUGUAUACGUUGCUUUCUUCUGAAAAAGUAACUGUAGGACGAUUAUGGCAAAUACUAAUUGAGCAUGCUGGACAUGACUUGAUGAAAAACCAAUCUGUAUUUGAUCUUAUUUCCCAAACAUUGAAGUAA